Molecule: messenger RNA, 3812 nt
Organism: Xiphophorus maculatus (southern platyfish)
Lineage: Eukaryota; Metazoa; Chordata; Actinopteri; Cyprinodontiformes; Poeciliidae
Gene: irf10
Product: interferon regulatory factor 4-like
Exons: 8
Coding region: 520-1725 (401 amino acids)
Biological process (GO): immune system process; regulation of transcription by RNA polymerase II
Cellular component (GO): nucleus
Molecular function (GO): DNA-binding transcription factor activity, RNA polymerase II-specific; RNA polymerase II cis-regulatory region sequence-specific DNA binding; protein binding
Source: RefSeq, a predicted model, not a curated record
CUUUCAUAUUUUACGUUUUCCUUUUCUUGCUUUUAGGAUAACAAGUGUUUUUUUUUCUAAAGUCAAUUUAAUUGUUGUAAUAAAAGCAGACAUCUAUGGCAUAUCCACUACAUAUUUUCACUUAAUUUUAGUUUUUGCUUAUCCUUUAAACAGUAUUCCGUCAGAUACUCAAGGUUACUUUACUUGGAAAUGAUUAAAUGUUCUAAAGAGCAAAGUGUGGAAACCGAAAGCAUAAAAAUAGCUUCAAAGCUUUCGCUUUCGCUUGUGGAAGCGCUCCGAAUUUUAGUUGCGACUUCUCCAUUUAACUUUCCGAUGAACUCAGUAGGUGUAAAACUGAACAGCUUCAUUGGCUGACUUCUUAUUGUACCUUUUCCCCCCCUAUUUGUUGGAAGGAGAGCUCGAGUGGCGUGACAGACCAAAGAAUACAGACUUCUUAUGUUUGCAAAAGUGGUGUAAAACUAUCGGAAGCUGUCCUGAACCGUGGACUGUUGUUCCUGUGACACGCAACAUGUGCUGAAGAUGGAUGGAGCCAAGUUGCACCUGAAAGAGUGGCUGGUAGCUCAGAUAGAGAGUGGGAAAUAUGAAGGCCUGUGCUGGGAGGAUGAGGGCAAGACCAUGUUCAGGAUCCCCUGGAAGCACGCAGCCAAGAAGGACUACAAGCAGACGGAGGAUGCGGCUCUCUUUAAGGCCUGGGCCGUGUAUAAAGGCAAAUACAAGGAGGGCAGGGAUAGAGCUGAUCCCACAAUGUGGAAAACCAGACUCCGUUGUGCACUUAACAAGAGCACCGACUUCCAGGAGGUUCCUGAACGCAACCAGCUGGACAUCACUGAACCAUACAAGGUCUAUCGAAUUGAACAGGAUGUCUGCCUGUCAAAGCCGGGAGCACAUCCUCAGACAAAAUAUGUGUUCAAGCAGGUGAAGUUAUCUCCAAGAAGCCCUGGUUAUCCAGAAAAUCAGUGUCAAAAGGAAGAACUUCAAGCUCACAAAGAAGAAAAACCAUGUGCUGAUGACCUGAUGAGGGAGCACAUGUACUGUGAGAUAACAGAGAAAAAUAAUCUAAUUCAGGCUCCUGAUCCAGUAAGUUUCUUCAGUCCCAUCCUCAAUAUAACCGACUUUCGCAUGGAGGUGAGACUAUUGUACCAGGGCCAGACAGUGACGAAAGUGAUCACGGAGAGCCUAGACGGAUGCUUUAUCCUCCAGGGUCAUGUUCCUUUGGGAAAUGAACAGAUCUACGGACCCUGCUCUGCGCAGCAGCUUUCUUUCCCCUCCCCAGGCUCUGUAGCUCUUCCAGAUUGCCUGGCAGAAGCGAUGAAUCGCCUUCUUUGUCACCUGGAAAGGGGUGUGCUAUUGUGGGUGGCACCAGAUGGGGUAUUUAUCAAGCGCUUCUGCCAGGGCAGGGUGUACUGGAGUGGUCCCUUGGCCCAGCAUGCUGACAGGCCAAACAAACUGGAACGUGAAAAAACCUGCAAACUGAUGGAUAUACCCUCAUUCCUAAAUGAACUCCAGAACAGUUUACAGAGAAAGGGGCCUACACCUUCACACGAGAUCGAGCUCUGCUUUGGGGAAGAGUAUCCAGAUCCAAACGUACCUAAAACCAGGAAGCUCAUAAUGGCACAUGUGGUUCCCUUGUUUGCUGUGGAACUAUUACAGAGAUUCAGCUUGGGACAAACUGAGGAGAAACAUCAAAAUCUCACCUCCAACGCAAAAGGAAAGAAGAUAGACUGAGAAAUCUACCAUGUGCCAGAGUUGAUAUGGACAAUGCACAAGUGAACUUGACUUCCGUCCGCAUAAUCACCAUAAAGGAUAAAGUAUCAUCAGUAUAUUAAAAAAAUAUAUUAAAAAAAUUAUAUAUAUAUACUGUAUAUAUAUAUAUAUAUAUGUAUGUGUAGGGAUGUGUCUGUGUGUGUGUAUGUACAAUAAGUACAUUUGAAAGGCAUUACGGUAAAUUUAUUGUAAUCUUCUUUAUUGCAGCUUGUAUUUGAUAUUAUUUUCUAUAGUGCAGCUAGACACCUGUUGUGCAUUUUGCUCAAAGCAUGCUGAAAAACAAAUAAUAAUGUGAAUGUUUUUCUCCCUCUUCAUUUGAUGUUGAACUCAUCCUCGGAGUAUGACAUGCUAAUUUAAUUUUCUCAUUCUGGAACAAAUAUGUGGAAUAAAUUGACCACAGAAAUGAAAUCUAUAAAGCUUUUUUCUCAUUUAUUUCUAUCGAACAUCAUAUAACAGAUUCACAAUUUUUUUUAAAAAUAUACAUUUUUGUAGCUGUAACAUUUAAAAAGAAAAUAAAGUAACAGGUAAGAUUUUUCUCCUUUAAAAUAAUAAUUAAAAAAAACAACUAAAGUGAUAGAGAGUGCUGAAUCAGAUGAUUUACCCGUAUCUGAGUUUAAAAUACUUUCAUCAUUUUUUCCCUGCCUUCGAACAUAUACAGUACAUUAAAAAAUGAGACGGGAACUGAAGCGUACAGUACACACAGGGGUCAAGAGCAUUCACAAAGCAUCAUGUUCCAACGUGUUAUUAGCACCAUUACUCUUCAGCCAUACUGCACCUUUUUUACUCCUUCCAUCAUUCAGUUUUUAAUGGAAAAACACCAUAAGUGUCGAGGCGAUGUGGCACAGACCUGUCUGUGUGGGUGGGAUUGUCUGUUACGCAGUUUUCAUUAGUGUUCUCCCUUUCUCAGAGAUAAUGUUAAGAACAUAUUGGAGAGUAAUGCUUUGAUGAACAACCUUUUGAAAUGACUCCCAGUGAUAAGAAUUACAAAAAAAGGCGAAGAGUUGCUCAUACAUUCACCUUGCCUGCCCAGGCCGGUGUGAAAACAUCGGCUCCGAUGCAAGAAAAGAAACAAUUAAAGAAAAACUGCAUUGCAAGAUUGACAGAAAUUGCAUUAAAUCUGUUUAGCAUAUUUACUGUAUAUAACAUCUGUAAUGUAAUAUAUAUAUAUAUAGUUAAAAUUUAAAAUUUGUUUAUAUAUAUAUAUAUAUGCAAUUCCUCAAUAGCGUUUACUUUCAUAACACUGAUUGAAAAUACCCUGCAGUAAUUACUUUUAUUGAGAAGGUGUGUGGGACGACCAUAGCAAAAACAGAGUGAACACAGACAAGUGCUUGAUUGUCUCAUUAAAUAUCUUCAGUGUCUUUGUAAAGAGUCAAUUAGUUGCUGCUAUAUCUCUGAGUGAAUUCACCCCUUCACCAGUUCGUACUCAAAUUUGAAUCUAAGCAUUACCAUUUCAUCCCUUCCUGCUUCUAUUUUAUGCACUUGAAUAAAUAAUUGAAUACUCUCUUAUGAACUUAUACCAUGGUGCAUCAGUUUAUUUGAGGCUGUUAUGUAUUUUGUCAGUUAUGGAGAAAAAUGGUAGUAAUAGUGGAAACUUUCAUGUAAUUUCGUUCAACUGUAUAUCAAUACCUGAAGAUUAUGUACUUCACUCUGUUCCGUUUAGAUCACUUGAAAAAUUAUAGAUUAGAACCCAAUGGCAAACCAAAAUACCUUUAAGUGAUCUUGUAAGAUAUUAUGUAUUGGAGUUAUAGAAACACAUCUCUUUACAGUAAGUAGGAUGUAGAUAUUUUCUUUGAAUCAUGGAAACAAACACGGGUGUGAUUGAUACAUGCUGAUGCAUGGUCAGUGUAAAACGUCCCUAUGGUGGACAGCACUCUUUUGUGUGCAAAAUAAUCAGUUAUAAAAUGGCCAAAACUACAAUAGUACCAAAUGGUGAAGGAGCGAAUUGACAUGCACCCUGCUGCUUCUUUCAGAAAAGGAAAGGGUAAGGGAAUGGAAUUAACAGGAAAGGAAAAGAAGAAAGGGAAAGGAAAGGAAUGAAAAGAAAAUAA